AUCAACGCUCCGUUCAAAUGUGCACUUUUUUUUCAGUUCCAAUCGCAUCUUGCUUAACACUGAUAAGAAAGAAACCGCUUGUGCUACAAUCAUUUUUGCUAUCGAUGAUUGUUGGUGCCAUAGCGGAUCUGAUCAACGUCAGACAAGAUGGUCUUCGAUUGCUCCUUUGCGUUCUUGCUGGAUAUCCGCUGGCUGCAAUCCACCGAAGUUUUCUAUACAAUAAAUCCGCGCAGGUUCAACAUAUAGCAUUUGUGUUCAUCGGAGUCGUUCUGUAUCUUUUCAACAGCGGUGUCGAUGCGGUUCAUGGAUUCAUCGGAGUACUCAUGGCCUAUGGAAUUGUUCGGUUUCUUGGUGGAACGCGUGGAUCAGUGGUUGCCGCACAUGUCUGCUUUUUGGGCUAUUUGCUCGUGGGCUACUGGUAUGUCGAGUCGGAAGCCUAUGACAUCACUUGGACUACACCAUACUGCAUCAUGACGUUGCGAUUUACAGGAUUGGUUAUGGAAAUUUACGAUGGAGCGCAUUUCGCCAAACUGAAAGCAGAUCAGAAGGAAACUGCUAUUAGAGAUAAACCAGGACUGCUCGAACUUGCUGCUUUUGGUUUGUUCUAUACGGGCACAUUUGCUGGACCACAAUUUACUCUGAGUAGAUUUCGUAAUUAUGUGAACGGGCAUUGGCUGAAUGAGAAUAAAGAACCAAAGCAGUCUGCGCUGAUGCCUUCGUUAGGCCGCUUUAUCGCUGGUUGUACCUAUAUGGUGUUGAAUCAGUGGGGAGCUGUAUGGGUUCCAAAUAGCUUCUUCAACUCGCAGGAAUUUUUCAAUAUGCCAUUUCUUUGGCGGUGGACAUGGGCUAUGAUUUGGUUUCGUUUAACAAUGUUCCGCUAUUGUGCUAUGUGGUUGAUCACGGAAGGAGCUGCCAUUCUCAAUGGUAUUGGUUACAAUGGUAAAGACGAACAUGGAAAUGAUAGAUGGGAUGGUGUGCGUGACGUGCAUAUAUGGUUGUGGGAAACUGGUCAUGACUUUUCCUCAGUCAUCUCGUCCUUCAACUGUGGAACCAACACGUUUGCAAAAAAUCACAUAUUUCGACGUCUACGAUGGUUGGGUAGUCGAGCCGCUGCUCAUCUUGUCACUUUGAGUUAUCUAGCUAUCUGGCAUGGUUAUCACCUUGGUUACUUUUUCUUGUUUCUUUUCGAAUUUGGAUGCAUGAUUGCUCAAGAACAGCUAUACUCGCUGAUCAAUGACACUCCCGGAUGGGCAGAGUUCAAUGCGAAGCCAGCUGUUAGGCCAUUCGUAUGGUUUUUCGGACGCCUUGUUAUUCAAUACUUUAUGGGUUUCAUUUUUCUAUGUAUGGGACUGUUGAAGACAAAAUAUUGGAUAGGGCCAGUCAAGUCGCUAUAUUUCGUUGGUUUUAUUCUGGUCUUCGCUGUGUGGCCAGUUCUUCACUACACGCUAAGGAGGAUACUGCCAAAGAAGACAGACCACUUGAAAUCAGAAAAAAAUAACUUGAACAACGCAGCUCCGAAUAAAAAAGAGUUGUGAUGUAUAGCCUUCUUAGGAUUUUGUUAUUAUAGUUGUUUUUGCACUGCAAAUCAUUUUUGAAAAACUCAUGGUUGUGUAAUAAAGUCCUCCUCCUUU
Molecule: messenger RNA, 1631 nt
Organism: Cylicocyclus nassatus
Lineage: Eukaryota; Metazoa; Nematoda; Chromadorea; Rhabditida; Strongylidae
Source: the annotation of a GenBank genome assembly